Molecule: messenger RNA, 1639 nt
Organism: Chaetomium strumarium
Lineage: Eukaryota; Fungi; Ascomycota; Sordariomycetes; Sordariales; Chaetomiaceae
Exons: 1
Coding region: 293-1639 (448 amino acids)
Source: RefSeq, a predicted model, not a curated record
GCCGGUAUUAUUGCGCAGCAGCUCAACAUAGGACCUCAUAUGGGGUCAUUUCUCCAGCAGGUGAUGAUAUGAUCACCAAGACCUGUGAUGCAACAUUGUCUUUUUUUCCGGAGCUCAAGUCUUGGCUCCGGGACUGCCGCCGCCGGGAUGUAGACGGUCCUACCACAUUACGACGCACAUAUGAAUAUGCUGACGCAGGAACGCCACCAAGCCUUGGGAGAGCAACAGCCCUCUUUUGCUCUAUCUUUCUCUCUCUCCUCGUGGCCAGCACUGCCAAAACCUAUCUCACACCAUGAAGAAGAACCUUUUAACCCUCGCCAUGGCGGGCGUUGCCACCGCGAGCGUAGUGAUCCUCCCGGGCGGCAAGCCGCGGCCUCUGCGGCGCCAGGGAACGGUCGUCUCGUCCGCCACCGACUACGACGCCAUUCUCCGCGGCAGCGCUGAGGCCGAAUUUCCCAACUCGACCGUGCGCAUCAUCCUGUCGUCCUACAACGGCACGCUCGAGCCCAUCAUGCCCGCCAAGGAAGCAGCAGCCUACUACCACAACCACAACCACAACGCAACCGAGAUGGCCCCCUCGGCCGACUCGUUCGUGCGUGGCGCCAUCCAGGCCUGGGCCGAGCACCUGCACCUGGAGGUCCGGCCGGACGAGGUGUGGUUCACCAUCCUGGCGCAGCUCAACUUCUACAUGGAGGCCCACGCCGAAGAGGUACGGCACCUCUUUGUGCGCCACGACGGUCAGCAGACCAUCUAUAUCGAGGAUAACGACUGGACCAGGGUCUUGUGGCGGUUCAAGGACGAGAUCCAGCGCCGCGUGCAGACGCCCUGGCUGGAAGACUGGAUCCUGCCGGACUUCUCGACCACGAGGGCGGACGAUGUCAUGACGGCCAAUAUCCUCAUGAUGGGCCUCAUGAAGGCGUAUUUCCGGUACGAGGGUGGGAUUAUUUGCGGGUUGCCCAGUGUGACGCUGCUCGGGGAAAAGGCGGACUGGGAGAAGUUGCUGGCGAGGCUGGACAGAUUGGCCGAGUUUGGAGCCGAGCCGGAGGAGUACCGGGGCAGGCUGGCACCGAUCUUGACGCGCUUUGUGAAGAGCUUUGACGAGCCGGACUCGAAGGAGAUCAGGGACUUCUGGUCGACCAUUGUGUUUGCGCAGGAUGCUGCCAUGUGCGGAGAUGCGCCGCUCAAGUUGUCGGGCUGGAUUACGGGGUUCUUGUUUUGGGAUACCGAAGGGCGGAGAUGGGCAAAACGCGCGGUAGGUGCGCAGGCUGGACUGGUUCUGGAUGGGGUGAGCUAUGACAGAUGGCACGACGUCAGGUACUUGCCGGUGGGAUAUGCGAGGGCUCCCUUUAUCAUGCAUGACUUUGGCGGCAUGCCGCGGUUCCCUGCAUAUGUUGCUGCAGGGACCCUUGGCAAGAGGCUGGUCAGCGGGCCACCUGACGGCUAUGCCGCUGCGCUCGCCCGGGCCGGUGCAGAUGAGAGCCUGGCUGCGAACGCCAGUGCACACGGUACCCUGAGGCCGCUGUCGGCAUGGAUGCUGUAUGGGCCGCUGUAUCCUCCCGGGCCAAACAUUACUGAAGGGCUUGACGAAGAGCUCUGGUGGAUGACUACCCGCGCAACAACUUGUCAGCGGGACUUCUAG